CCUCGUCUCCACACCCCCUCGCAACGGUCAUGGCCUGCCCGCUCCUCACCCUCCCCUCCGAACUCAUUCACGCCAUCGCAUACAGCACCGCCCUCGCCGCCAUCGACGUCAUCUCCCUCGCCUCGACAUGCAUCGCCCUCCACACCAUCCUCCUCGGACCGCCGGGCGAGAGCCACCCGUACCUCCGCGCCAGAGCCAUGGCAUGCCUCGGCCUGCCAGCCGUCGCCGCCACAAGCAACAUACGAGCCAUCGUCAUGGCUCUCAACAAUGAUCGCUCUGCUCAAGCCGUCGACGAUCUCAUGACAUAUCUCGUCAGCUUGCCCUUGGCAAAGGCAAAGGCUCUGGCGUGUCUCCCGGACUUUAUCGCCCUUGUCGACCGCAUGGUUGCCAUCGCGCCCGAGUUGUUCAACACCUCGUACGCCUGCUCCGCAUGGGACUGGCCGUUCUACGUCUGGUGCGCUCACUGGGGUGCAUGGGAGGCGACACACAUGCUGCUGAAGGACGAGAACUUGCACUGCGCCGCCGAUCAUCCUCGCCUGCUUGAGAUAGCCGCUGCUUCGGGCCUCGCUGAAGUGGUCGAGGCGCUGAUGGCGUACCCGGGUGUGGAGGCCAACGGCCAGUUAGCCUUUGUCCGCGCUGCUGCCGGUGGACACCUGGAGCUGGCAAUGCGCCUGGCAGAGCUACCGCAUGUUCAUGUCGCCGGAAACCGGGGUGGUGCCCUCCGCCAGGCCGCAGGCAACGGGCGCGCCGAGGUCAUCGACUGGCUCCUGAGCGAGUGCGACGAGUUUGACGAGGCGGACAUCACCGCCGCUGCCAACAACAGCGCGUUGAGCGGCUCUGGCUCGACGCUCGCUGUCAUCUUUGCCUACACUGACGCACACGACAUCGCCAUCUGCAAGGCAAGCAUCCUCCGCCUCGCUGCCUCGGUCGGACACCCGUCCGUCGUUGCGCUCAUCCUCGACGAUCCCGGCCCGUCGCUGGCAGCCUCGGUCUCCCGCGCGCUCCUUGGCGCAGUCGAGUUUGGCCACGCCGCCGUUGUCGACCUCCUCCUCGCCGAUCCGCGCGUCGACGUCGCCUUUAGGGACGGCGCCCCGCUCGCCGCUGCGCUCCGCCGUGGCAACACCGCCAUCGCCGCCUCCCUUCGCGAUGCUGGAGCUGAUGGUGCACGUGGAGACCGCGUGAUGUGGUUCGAGAGCUACGGCGCCGCCGCCCCGUCUGCUCCGGCUCAGGCCGAGCUCCUAGUCACGCUGGUAGCGCCCGAUGGUUGGUGCCACACCGUCGACAGUGCAGAUCACACCAGCCGUCCUACUGCAGCGACCUUCCAUCCGCUCGGUAGCCUCGCCAACUCCUGUCUCUGGCCGCAGUUUACCAACGAUCUCUCCGAAGCCGUCGCCAAGUACCACAGAGGCCGGCCAGGCAAGUACCCAGGCCGCGUUAUCUCGGAUGCCAUCGAGCUCCUUGCCUCAGGCAAAGACUCAACAGGCAACGAUGUCUCCGGCCGCAACUACAUGCGCCACACCGCCUGGCCGUUGCUGCUGGCUGCCAUCGCCUACCACAUUGAUCUCGGUGGAUACCGCGCACGUGAAGACGCCGUCCUCUCUAUCAACUUUGCUCUCACUGCUGACCUCAUCCGAGCCCGUACCGCCUCUUUCACCCACGACUCUUACGCCGACAUUAACACCCUUCUCGCCGCACUCGUCUCCCAUGCAAUGUUGUCGACGUCAUCGUGGUGGUGA
Messenger RNA from Thecamonas trahens ATCC 50062, 1736 nucleotides. RefSeq lists its product as uncharacterized. The transcript has 2 exons. The record is from RefSeq and is a predicted model, not a curated record. The coding region runs from base 30 to 1736 and encodes 568 amino acids. NCBI's taxonomy places the organism in Eukaryota, Apusomonadida, Apusomonadidae.